AUCGGGUCAGGUAUCACCCUACACCAAAAUUCAUCAUGGCAACAGACACUACGACGGAGGCGGCUAUCGAUGAUAUCUUCAAUUUUGAUAGCACAGACGACGAAGACCCAUUCAAAGACACCAACACCAACAACAAGUCUUCACGCAGUAACGGAGACGACAACAACAAGCCAGGAUCAAGUCCUGACCGUAAACGCAAGGCAGAAGAUGGCGAGGGCUCCGAUUCAGAUCUGGGUAUCAACAAGGAAGUGAAGAUCACCAAGAAGCGCAAACCCAUAGCCAAACUCGAUGAAGCACGACUACUUUCAGCACCAGGAAUACCUAAACUCCGUGCUCUUGCGCGAUCAGGCAAAUUCUCCAAAAAGUUACGCCUCAAGGGCAAAGGCCACGAAUUCUCAGACGUUGCUCGACUGUUGAACUAUUACCAAUUAUGGCUGGAUAAUCUGUAUCCGCGGGCGAAGUUUGCCGACGGCCUGCAGAUGGUCGAGAAAGUUGGACACAGCAAGCGCAUGCAGAUCAUGAGGAAGGAGUGGAUCGACGAAGGAAAGCCAGGCUACGCUCGCAAAUGGGGUCGAAAGGAUGACGAGCUUGACGACCAAGACGGUCAAGCAGUGGCGGAUGAUUGGUUCGGUGGGAGCGGCAAGCCGGUUGAGAACUCCUCGAAGCCGACGCCAUCGGCAAAUGCCACCACUGCUGUCGACGCGGGGACUGGAGGAGGUGAUUCAUCGCUCUUUAUUCCUGACUCGCGAAGCGGCAACAACGAUCCACCACAAGGCGAGGACACGCUACCGGACGAUGACGAACUGGAGGCCCUCCUCGCCGAACAGGACGCAAUCACGACGGCCGUAGGACAGCAAAAAGUCGCAUCAACUAAGCCGACCGCGGACGUAGACUCUGAAGGCGAAGACGAUCUCGACGCACUCCUGGCGGAACAAGAGUCUCGUCGCACAGUCGUUAAAUCUUCAAAUCCACCAGCUGCAAAGAUACAUCAGUCGCCUUUCGACGAUGGCGACGACGAGGAAGGUAUGAUCGAUGACGAUGACGAUCUCGACGCCCUCCUUGCCGAGCAGGAAGUUCGCCAUCAACCUAGUUCAUCGAAGGCGGCAAAUCAAACACCACCACAGACCUCGAGUAAGCCGCCCGAGCCUGCAGAAGUGGACGAUGAGGAAGACGACUUGGAAGCACUAUUGGCUGAACAAGAGGCUCGACAAAGUACUUCUCGAGCGCAUGCUUCCGUCGAAAACAGCAUGGACAACCUCGAGACUCUGCCUGGUACUACGCACGACAACGACGUCAAUGAGGAAGACGGCGGCGGUGAAGCGAUGUUUUUGUCGUCACCUGUGCGCACCACACAGCGUUCUCGUGCAGGAGGGGACUCUACGAGUAAUUCAGAUCGCGCUGCAACGCUACCAGAGCAAGCCAGAGCUCAAGAGGACACAGAAGACUUGGAGGCAGGAGACAUGUUUUCUUCGUCACCUGUCAAGGGCUAG
Messenger RNA from Exophiala oligosperma, 1490 nucleotides. RefSeq lists its product as uncharacterized. The coding region runs from base 36 to 1490 and encodes 484 amino acids. The transcript has 2 exons. NCBI's taxonomy places the organism in Eukaryota, Fungi, Ascomycota, Eurotiomycetes, Chaetothyriales, Herpotrichiellaceae. Gene Ontology annotation, biological process: replication fork arrest; DNA replication checkpoint signaling; replication fork processing. Gene Ontology annotation, cellular component: replication fork protection complex; nucleus. The record is from RefSeq and is a predicted model, not a curated record. Gene Ontology annotation, molecular function: DNA binding.